This is a messenger RNA of Blepharisma stoltei, 300 nucleotides long. The record is from the annotation of a GenBank genome assembly. NCBI's taxonomy places the organism in Eukaryota, Ciliophora, Heterotrichea, Heterotrichida, Blepharismidae.
AUGGGAUGCAUUGGAAGUAACGCCAAAGUAAAGAACCCAAGAGCAAUUGACGAAACUGCACAAGUGCCAGUUGAAAGUUUUAAUGAAGACCGAAAUCCUUUAGUGCAGCAAAAUGCAGAGAGAUCAGACCAUAUUCAAAUUCUUAACAGAGGUGAAAGUCUGGCUUCAAAUCCAGCACCUCAGCCUGUAUUUCCUAUUUAGGAGAAAGACGCAAACUUAUCAUCUCAGCCAAGCUUAAAAGGAUUGAUCAUUAGCCGAGGCUCCUCAAAAGACCCAUCUAAAUUUGCUGAUUUGGACUAA